This is a messenger RNA of Alligator mississippiensis (American alligator), 2610 nucleotides long. RefSeq names its product enolase-phosphatase 1 (gene ENOPH1). Lineage: Eukaryota; Metazoa; Chordata; Crocodylia; Alligatoridae. Bases 261 to 911 code for a protein of 216 amino acids. The transcript is spliced from 6 exons. The record is from RefSeq and is a predicted model, not a curated record. Gene Ontology annotation, molecular function: acireductone synthase activity; magnesium ion binding.
UGUCUCGAAGGUCCCGCAGCGGCUCGCGCCCCCUCCUCCGCAGCUUUGCGCUAAGUCCCGUCCCCCACGGACCAACUUCUACCCCCGGCUCCAGGCCUAGAGCCUUAGGGUGCCUGCUAAGCCCCACCCCCUCCUCCUAUCCAGCCAAUCGGCGCAGCCCUCUCACUCUCCGCUUGCCGGCUCCGCUUACUCGGCAUCAACCUCGCGCGCAGCUGCUGCGGCAGUGGGCGCAGCUCAGCGCAAGGCGAGCGGGCGGGGCCAUGGGGGUGCUGUCCGUGCCGGCCGCGGUCCGCGCCAUCCUGCUGGACAUCGAAGGCACCACCACGCCCAUCGCCUUUGUCAAGGACACUUUGUUUCCUUACAUCAGAGAUAAUGUCCAGGAGUAUUUGCGUGUACACUGGGAAGAGGAGGAAUGCCAACAGGACGUCAGCCUUCUGAGGAAACAGGCUGAAGAGGAUUCUAACUUGGCUGGAGUAGUGCCUAUUCCUCCAGAAACUGGGACUAGAGAAGAGGAUUCAGAGCGGGUUAUCGAGGCUGUAGUAGAUAAUGUGCACUGGCAGAUGUCUCUAGACAGAAAAACCACAGCAUUGAAACAGCUGCAGGGUCACAUAUGGAAGGCAGCUUAUACAACUGGACAAGUGAAGGGAGAAGUCUUUGAGGAUGUGGUUCCUGCUAUCAGAAAGUGGAGGGAAGCAGGGAUGAAGGUGUAUAUCUAUUCUUCAGGGAGCGUGGAGGCACAGAAGCUUCUGUUUGGAUACUCUACAGAAGGUGAUAUUCUAGAGCUCUUUGACGGCCAUUUCGAUACCAAGAUAGGUCACAAGGUAGAAAGCGAGAGCUACAAGAGGAUUGCAGCAAGUAUUGGAUGUUCGACUGAUAACAUUCUCUUCCUGACUGAUGUCACUCAGGGUUGAAGAGCAUUUGAAACCAGCCCUCUACAGGACCAUCAUGAAAAUGAUGUGGACAUAUCUACUGUACCCCUGCCAGUUUUCCUUGCUGUGUUGAAUGCUGAUGACAUUGAACAUUAAAUUUAACUCUCCUCUAUUACACUCCAGUCCCAUCUCCAGUUUGAAAACUACCAGGUUGUAGGGCCAAUUACAUGCGUUUAAAAUAUGUGGGACCCCUAAGAAGUAGAGGUUCUAGCCACAUCAAGGGACUUCUGUAGUGUAACAAGGUCCUUCAACACAGAGUAGGUGGGAUCUCUGGAUUGCUUACGGACAACCUCUUGUCCCACUGCCUCUUCUAGAAUACUGCUGUGUAAUCUUCACCUUAGUAAAAACUUUGCAAGUUCCCCACUGGUAAUGAAUAGUCUUCUACACAGCUUCAUGCUCAGAUUCAUCACAAAAGUAAGUUAGAACCUAUUUCUCUGGCCUAUAUUUACCCAUUGAAAACUUUAUUUUCCAGUGCAUAGAAAUGGUCCUCCCUCCCAAAAGGAGGUCUAAAACUAACAUUUGUCCAAUACAAAGCUACAUAACAAAUAACUGAAAUCACUGAAUUCUGUCAAGCUUUUAUCACAAUCAAAUAUACCUUGAAAAAUUUUCCCCCAACUUUAUGCUGUUGAGAAGCAGUCACAGCUCACAUCCGAGUAAAAUAGCACUGAACACGGUGGGUGCAUCUACAUGAGAUGCUGAUUGCACAGUAGCCAAGUAAUACUGCUAAUAUGUUAACUGCACAGUAUUAUUAGGCUAUUGCGCAGUAGACUACUUUAAAGACAUUCAUCAGCAUUACUGUGCAAUAACUCUGGUUACUGCGCAUUUAUUUAGUACUUGCUUAUACAAGUACUAAAUAAAUGCACAGUAACCACUGUGAAGUAGCAUCUCAUGUAGAUGCACCCACUGUGGCCAAAAUCAAGUUUUAAAAUGUUUCCAGCUUUCUCCUCCACUGUUCAUAGGAUUGUUUGAGAACUGUGCUCAAAGAUAACAUUUGCUCCCUGCAAAGGAGCAGCUCAAAGCCAGUACCUCAAAUUCUCCAAACAGGACUUUUAUACGUGGCACUUCAGUGCUAUAUAAAUCUUGUGCUAUAAGCCCUCUGCACAGGAGAAUCACCUGGUGUGAAGUAAUCAAAUUCCAAUAACAUUCAGCAUGUUAGGACAUGAGUUUCUACAGAUUUGGAGAGUACCUCAACACUGACUCUCUGCAUCUAUGGCAACAACAAUUUUCAAAAGCCCCUCCAAACGAUGGAUUAACGUAGUUAAUUAAAAUGUUCUUUUGCCAGACCCAACUUGCUGCAGGCCCUUAGGCAGAAUCUUAUACCAACCAUAGGCAUCCUCUUUUAAAACAGAAACCACUGGAAGAAAAAUAUGCAAGCCUAGUUUGGCAAAUUAUCAGCAAGACAUAAGCAAAACCAUGAGCCAAACCCUUCCGAAAAACAAACUUCAGUAGCUGGAAGUGGGGUAGGCUAUCCAUUGUGGCACCAAACUGGUAUACUUCUCAACUCUGGGUGAGUAUUUUCAGAAGCGACAGAUGACUUUUGGAGUAUACAGCCAAUGUCAAAAAAUGAGCAAGGAACACAAAUUUCAUUGCGAGUAGGAGUCAGUGGUCCUCUUUGAAAAUGAUCGAAAGAACUGAAAAUAAAUUGUUGAUAAUUUUACUGAAAUAAACCUAUAGAACAUUA